AUGUCUAGCAACACGGAACAGCAGGGUUUCUUCGGUGUGAACCACGAAACCUCGGGUAGCGGUGACGUUACUCCCGGUGGCCAGGUCCACCAGAUUGCCCAGACCCCCGUCCUGGAGUCGGGCAACCCCUUCGACAAGGCUUCGAUCCCCGCCGAGGCUCGUCAGCAGCAGAUCGUCGGUGUCCCCGGUGAGAAGCUCCCUGAGGACAAGAGCAAGGUUCUGCUUGCUCUCGAUGGUACCGAGGCUGGUGACAAGGCCUUUGCCUACCUGCUCGAGAACAAGACCAUCGCGCCUGGUAGCCACAUCUUCUUGACCACCGUCCUGCCGGCCAACGUGCUGGGUGGCCCUUGGGUGUCGGGUCCCCUCUCGAUCGACACCAAGAAACAGAACGAGCUUCUCCGCCAGCUGCGUCAGCAGGCUGUUGAGCGCAUGGCCCCUUACAAGGCCAAGCUCAAGGAGAAGGGCUACAACGUUACCAUGCACGUUCUGCACGGCGACGCCCGCGCCUCGCUGCUCAAGGUCAUCAGCUACCACAAGGUCGACCUUGUCCUUAUUGGCAAGCGCAACCGCGGCUGGAAGAAGGGUCUUACCAGCGGUACCGUCUCGUCGUACCUGGUCAGCCACUCGCCCGUCCCCGUUCUUGUCAUCAAGUAA
This is a messenger RNA of Malassezia japonica, 654 nucleotides long. RefSeq lists its product as uncharacterized. The coding region runs from base 1 to 654 and encodes 217 amino acids. The transcript is spliced from 3 exons. The record is from RefSeq and is a predicted model, not a curated record. Lineage: Eukaryota; Fungi; Basidiomycota; Malasseziomycetes; Malasseziales; Malasseziaceae.